AUGAUGUUGAUCAAAUCACUGUAUCUGUUGUUUCUAUCCUCGGCAAUGGCAGUCCUCGCCGAACCAAUGGGCGUCGUGAUGUUGGGUGGAAGCCCCGCUUCCGGGUAUCGGUCGUUGGAUCAGAUGGUGCGUGCCAUGUUGGUAGAGCUUCAAAACUCGAAGGACGCAGAAGAAUCUGUCGUGGUCGAUUCCUUUCCGUCUCCUACAGAGGGCAAUUUGACCGAGCUCUUGUUGCAAUCGAGACAAGAGAUAUCGGCUCGCUUAACGAGUAGUAGUAGUGGUAACAAACCCAACUAUGUGGUCUUGCAAGAAGACCGCGAGGUUCCUGGCUACACUCCUCCGGACGAUAACAACUCGAGAGAAGAAAUGUGGGAAAUCAGUGUCAACACCUUGCACAGUCUCCAGGGUCUCAUCCAACAAGAAGCUGGUUCGACCACUACCACAGUCUUGUUGCAGACUCCGGCCUACAUGGAUGGUUCUCCCGACAAUUACAACAAGGACAUUUACACGUCGUUUGAAAAGAUGCAGGAUAUGAUCGAGCAUGGAUACAAGCUCUAUUAUCGAGAACUCGAGGAAGAAAAUCCCCGUGCUCAAGUCAAGAUUGCUCCUUGCGGUUGGGCCUUUUUGGGAGUCUACCAAGACUACGAUGCCUCCAAUUUGUUUGACCGUCUCUACGAAGCCGACCGCAAGACACCCUCGGUGCUGGGAAACUACCUCUGUGCGGCCGUGCUCGUCAACACCAUGACGGGACGAGAUGUUCGUCAAAUUACCUACCAGCCACCACACACCGGUGGCGAGGACGUUUGGUCCUUCAUGAAGACCAUUGCCUACCGGACCGUGUCUGACUAUCACAACGGAGGACAACUUCCCAAGUUCACCAAGAGAUACCGUCCUGCGGGAGAGCAAAAGCGAACUCGAUGGGGUGGACUCUUCCAGUUUUUCCUGGCAGCGCUCAUGGGGGGCGGAGUCCUCUACUACUUUGUUGCCUCCAAGUGGUACGGCGCCGCCGAGACGGUACAUGAUAUGAGUACCGAUGCGGGAUACCGACUACUUCCCAGCAGUGGUAUUUUGAUGGAACUCAUGGAACAGCCAGCAGACACGCCGCCGAGCAAUGAACCACAAUGGAUCAAUCCUGUAUAG
Messenger RNA from Seminavis robusta, 1140 nucleotides. The record is from the annotation of a GenBank genome assembly. Lineage: Eukaryota; Bacillariophyta; Bacillariophyceae; Naviculales; Naviculaceae.